AUGGCGGCCCGCGGCGGAGAGGCUGGGCCUGAGGUCGAGCGUAACCCCUUCUCCUUCUGCGAGUUCCUGCGUAGCCAGAGCCGCGGCGCACAGGACGGGGAGUGGAGCGCGAGCUACCGGCCGUCGGCCGAGGAGGUGGAUGCGCUCGGGUCCUGCGUCGGCAGCGCCUCGUCCCCCGACCCUGCCGCCCGCCCUCCCCGGUGCCUGCCUCGCGGGGACUCCCUGCCCGACCUCAGCUUCCCGCCGCCCGCCUACGGGGAGCUAAAAGAAGAAAAUGCCAAGUUAAGGAGCAAGAUUAGCCAGCUUCAGAUCCUCUCCGAGGCUCAAGUAGACAAGGUAAGGAAGCUUGAAAAAAAACUAGAAGAGAACAAGAUUAAAGAGCAAAAGGAAGCCCAGGAUCUAGAAGCCAUGGUCCAGCAUGUGGAACAGAAUCUCCAGUUGAUGACCAAGCGAGCAGUAAAAGCUGAAAAGUAUGCUGCAAAACUAAAGCAGGAAAAUGCAGUACUUCAGGUUCAACUGAAGCACUACAAGACAGAGAAUGACACCCUGAAGUCUGGCCAGUCUGCUGGUCUGGCCAUAGUCAAACAAAAUGCAGAAGUUGCCUUGCAGAAUCUUCUCACAGUUAUAACCAACUCUCAGUCUUCAAUAAAGCAGUUGGUUUCUGGAGCAGAAUCGCUGCAGCUAGUUGCUGAACUUCUUAAAUCAAUAGACAGAAUAUCUGAACUAUCAGAGGAUGGACCAUGAAAAGCUACACGUGGCAUUCUGAUGAGAGCUGUGUUUACAUGAAGAAAUCACUACUUUUGAGAUUUACUACUUUAAUAUAUUAUAAACCUAAACAUAUACAACCUUUACCCAUACUUCUGCUGUGGAAAACUGCUAUGCAUUGGUGCAGUAUUAACCCUUCCUGUAUCAACAGUGCAAAGAGAGUCUCUGAGUUGCUGGAAUCCAGUGUAGCUUAGCACAUUGAUGCUCUGCUGGAUUGUGAUGCAGGGGGCCGGUCCUUUUAUUUCGUGCAUUGCAGACUCCUCAUGGGUGUGCUGGACUCAGCUAUUCUCCUCGCAGCCUCCUUCCUCCAUUAGUGCUGUGACUGCUGUCGGUAUCUUUUACCAUUCAGGAGCAAUAGUACUUGGAGUGGUUGGUGGGGUUUUUUUCACUGCCGUUGGUGAGGUACAGCAGCAGAAAUAUUUUUUAUUAACUUUGUAUAAUAAAAUGUGGAAAGGACCAAUUAUAAGUAACAUAAGGCAGCAAUGGUUUCAGCUCUUCAGUUUGAAAACGCAUUUUUAAUUGGGUUAAGCUUUGUAACCACUCUUUUUUUUUUAAGAGAGAGAGAAAUUAAAUUGCAUAUAAUACUG
Molecule: messenger RNA, 1352 nt
Organism: Gavialis gangeticus (Gharial)
Lineage: Eukaryota; Metazoa; Chordata; Crocodylia; Gavialidae
Gene: ENTR1
Product: serologically defined colon cancer antigen 3
Exons: 7
Coding region: 1-744 (247 amino acids)
Biological process (GO): positive regulation of cilium assembly; positive regulation of protein localization to cilium; regulation of cytokinesis
Cellular component (GO): recycling endosome; midbody; ciliary basal body
Source: RefSeq, a predicted model, not a curated record